This is a messenger RNA of Dunckerocampus dactyliophorus (ringed pipefish), 2827 nucleotides long. RefSeq names its product intraflagellar transport 52 homolog (Chlamydomonas) (gene ift52). Gene Ontology annotation, cellular component: centriole; cilium; intraciliary transport particle B. NCBI's taxonomy places the organism in Eukaryota, Metazoa, Chordata, Actinopteri, Syngnathiformes, Syngnathidae. The transcript has 13 exons. Bases 609 to 1913 code for a protein of 434 amino acids. The record is from RefSeq and is a predicted model, not a curated record. Gene Ontology annotation, biological process: cilium assembly; intraciliary transport.
GAACGCGGACGUGAACACGGAAGUGCAAUGCUGUUAAUGCAAACAGUUUUGCGUUAUUUCACAAAACUCGCUAGUUCGUCCUUUUUUUAACCCAUCAUUUUUUUCUCCAUAUACGCUCGGGGUUCGGAAAAUUUCUAUCAAUAAAGUUGUAUAAAAAAAAACUACAAGGGGACGAAGAAGAAGAAGAACAGACGAAGAAGAAGUGGUUGCUAUGUUAGAGUACUGCAUGGUAACCAAUUUCUUCAACAGUCCAUCGACACAAGGAACGCUUUUGGAUACGUGUACUUACUGAUAAAAUGAGUCAUUGGCAGUGCACGUCUUUCCUCGCUGGCUGUUUUUGAAUUAAUUGGGUAGAACUGAAUACAUAAGUUCAUCGAAAGCUAACGCGAGGUUAGCCUAUUAGCCGGACAGCUAGCUAGUCAUGAUUUACGCAGCGUCUUGGUUGCAUUAUAGAGUCAUGGCGGAAUGUUUUCCGUAAUGACCCAAUCCAGUGUCACAUUUAACCAAGCAACACACCUGCUAACCAGCAAUAUAGUGAGGCUUGUUUUGAAUUGGUGCUUACCAAAGUGAAUGCUUAGUGGUUGAACCUUGUAAAAAAAAAAAUCAUCAUGGAGAAGGAACAGCACAAUACGGUUGCAUUCAAUGCCUCAAAAAGGGAGUUAUUUACCACCCACAGUGGAUACAAAUCCAUGCAGAAGCAACUGAGGACCCAAUGGAAAAUUCAAAGUAUGAAGGAAGACCUGUCUUUGGACAAGAUGAAAGGUGUCAAGUUGUGGAUAACUGCAGGUCCAAGAGAGAAAUUUACAGCAUCAGAGCUGGAAGUACUGAAGCACUACCUGGAUGAUGGAGGAAAUGUCCUUGUCAUGCUCGGGGAAGGAGGAGAAAAGAAAUUUGACACAAACAUCAACUUUCUCCUUGAAGAGUUUGGAAUUAUGGUUAAUAAUGAUUGUGUUUUCAGGACGAGGUAUUACAAAUACUAUCAUCCAAAGGAGGCACUUGUGUCUGAUGGUGUAUUAAACAGGGAGAUAAGUCGUGCUGCUGGCAAAGCAAUGAUCGGAAUAAGUGAAGAUGAAAACAUUGGAAAUAACACUCAGGCUCUAUCGUUUGUGUUCCCAUACGGCGCAACACUGAACGUGAUUAAGCCAGCGGCGGCUGUUCUUUCAACUGGCUCCAUCUGCUUCCCUCUCCACAGGCCAGUGGUGGCUUUCUACCAAGGAAAGGAGGCGGGCAAAUUGGUGGUCGUGGGUUCCUGCCACAUGUUCAGUGAUCAGUUCAUAGACAAGGAGGAGAACAGUAAAAUCCUGGGUGUCGUGAUCCAGUGGCUCAUGACUGAUAACAUCCACCUGAAUCAGAUCGAUGCGGAGGACCCGGAGAUCACAGAUUACACCAUGCUGCCACACAUCGGGUGUUUGUCGGAGCAGCUCACACAGUACUUCCAAGAGGGAGAUGAAAACCCCAGGGACUUCACUUCUCUCCUGGAUGUUUCUUUUUUCAAUCUGUCCACCGACACGUUACCCCAAGUCAUCAGCGUGUAUAAGCAUCUUAAUGUCAAAGAUGAACCGCUUCAGCUGAUCGCACCGCAGUUUGAGACCCCUCUGCCUCAGCUACAACCUGCAGUCUUUCCUCCAAUCUUGAGCGAUUUGUCCCCUCCGAUGCUGGAUUUGUUUGAUUUAGAUGAAGCGUUCUCCUCGGAGAAAGUGCGCCUGGCACAGCUCACCAAUAAAUGUACGGACGAUGAUCUUGAGUUUUACAUCCGGAAAUGUGGCGAAAUUCUGGGCGUGACUCCCAAGUUGGACAAAGACCAUAGGGAUGCAAAGCAUAUACUGGAACACAUUUUCUUCCAAGUAGCAGAGUUCAAGAAACUCAAUCAGGAGCACGAAGUCAACACUGAGGCACGGUUCACCCCAUCUUGACUGCGUUCAUAUUACAGUCAUCAGAAUGCAUUGAAUAUACACUACCACUACCAUGCUGAUGAUCAUUGAGACUUCAACGUGGUACUGUGAUAGUGGUCUUGUUCAUUUUUUUAUGAGCAUAACAUUUUCUACACAUUUACAUAGAAAUUACAUUGUAAAUAUUCAAGCAAAUAAAGUCAUUGAUACUUCCAUUAGGUCUUAAACACUUUGUUGUUUCUAACUUUCACCACAGUCAUAGUAUUCCACAAGUUGUUCAAGCCAAGAAGAAACAUCUGGUCUUGGACGUGGUCCGUAACUGCCUUUUCGGACUCCAGACCGUCUCCAAUGAACCCAUUUUUGAUCAAUACUUUCUAUACUUCUCCACUGCAGUUUAAAACUGCUGUAAACAUAAAACUACACCUUUCCUUUUCAUUUUUGACCCUGAAUUUAGUGCAUUUAUAGCUUUUUUUGUAAAAAUCACUUCAUAAAAAUUAUUCUAAAAUCAUUGCAUAUAAUUUCAGAAAACAAAAAAUAUAAUUUAUAUAUACAUAAUUUAUAUAUAUUGUUGUCAUUCAGCCACAUUGGAGGCUUUUCCAGCAAGAAGCGCCUUUUUAAGGUCAUGCCACAGCAUCUCAAUAGGAUUCAGGUCCGGACUUCGACUAGGCCACUCCCAAGUCUUUAUUUUGUUUUUCUUCAGCCAUUCAGAGGUGGACUUGCUGGUGUGUUUUGGAUCAUUGUCCUGCUGCAGAACCCAAGUUGGUUUCAGCUUGAGGUCACCAACAGAUGGCCGGACAUUCUCCUUCAGGAUUUUUUGGUAGACAGCAGAAUUCAUGGUUCCAUUUAUCACAGCAAGUCUUCCAGGUCCUGAAGCAGCAAAACAACCCCAGACCCCAUUUUUUUUUUAUCCCUAAAUAAUAAUAUGUUUCAUUUAAAAA